AUGGAAAAGGAUGAAGCUCCCAAGCAUUUCCCGAAGCCAAAAAUGUACCCGAAGAAGACUAUGGUGACUGAAUGGUGGUGUGCUGCUGAAGGUGUAAUCCACUGCAACUUCACUUCACUUCAUGAAAUCUGCGAGAUCAUCCAUGCAGAGAAGUACUGCAAAGAAGUGGACGAAAUGCUCCGAAAUUCCAGCUUGUUCGCAUCGCAUUAA
This is a messenger RNA of Necator americanus (New World hookworm), 210 nucleotides long. RefSeq lists its product as uncharacterized. NCBI's taxonomy places the organism in Eukaryota, Metazoa, Nematoda, Chromadorea, Rhabditida, Ancylostomatidae. Gene Ontology annotation, molecular function: nucleic acid binding. The coding region runs from base 1 to 210 and encodes 69 amino acids. The record is from RefSeq and is a predicted model, not a curated record. The transcript has a single exon.